AUGUCCAUGGAACGCCGCUCGAUCCUGCAUGGCAGGUGUCGCCACCAGCUAGCAGCAAGCGUGGGUUCAAAGAGGGGCACUCCAUACACGACACAGCCAGCUGAGAAGGUUAGCCUGUGCAGUUCGAGCGAUUCCUCGAUAGUGCCAGCAGCCCAGAACAUGCAGGAUGGACUUGACAAAGCACGCAAGGUGGUGGAGUUUGAUAUCAAUAAUGCUGGUUCGAGAGUCCCACUGGCGGUCGUCGACUCGCCGGCCAGUGAAGUUGAGGAUGCAGUUGUUGGUGUGGCUGUGCGACUGCCACUAGCCUCAGUGACAUCGUUAAGCAGCCCCACGGAUUAA
Messenger RNA from Paracoccidioides brasiliensis Pb18, 339 nucleotides. RefSeq lists its product as uncharacterized. The coding region runs from base 1 to 339 and encodes 112 amino acids. The record is from RefSeq and is a predicted model, not a curated record. The transcript is spliced from 2 exons.